Asparagus officinalis (garden asparagus) is the source of this 566-nucleotide messenger RNA. RefSeq lists its product as uncharacterized. Bases 98 to 340 code for a protein of 80 amino acids. The transcript is spliced from 2 exons. NCBI's taxonomy places the organism in Eukaryota, Viridiplantae, Streptophyta, Magnoliopsida, Asparagales, Asparagaceae. The record is from RefSeq and is a predicted model, not a curated record.
ACGAAGGAGCGCGUUCUCUAUCCUCCGCUCCCCAAAUCAAGAAUCGAAUUAGGGCACAGAUUAUUCCAUCAACAAAGAAGAAGAAGAAGAAGAAGAAAUGGGAGGGGAUCAUGGAGGAGGAGGAGGAGAUUUCAGGGCGAAGGUGUGGAGCAUGACGGGUGGGCCCUACUGCAGGCCCAAGCACUGGAAGCGCAACACCGCCAUCGCCAUGUUCGGCGUCUUCCUCGUCUGCAUCCCCAUCGCCAUGAAGUCCGCCGAGCUCGAGCAACGCCCACACCAUCCAGUUCGUCCAAUCCCUUCACAGCUCUGGUGCAAAAACUUUGGCAACAAAGAAUACUGAGCACAAUGUUUCGCAUUACAAAAGGAAAGGGUAUCCUUGCCAUGUAAUCUUGUCUCGUCGGGUGCUUUCUGCACUCCUGUGUGUUGGUUGAGGAUUAGUACUCUUGUCAUGUAUGUGUGCGCUUUGGAACACUUAUUGUGCUUCAUGUGAUUUUGAACUUGAUUAUAAAUAAUCAGUCUUCCUCUGAUAUGGAAAGGAAGUGAAAGGGCACCUCAUUUAUUUUUCA